AUGAUCACUCAAACAAAACCCAUAAAUCAAGCAUUAAGCAUUGUUAUUUCAUUAUAUGUUAUAUUCGAAUUACAAUUUGGUACGCACAACCGAAUUAUUCAUUUAUUGUAUGGAAUAUUGCUGCAAGAGCCAAGCAUUCUUUCGAAACAAUUACGACUUACAUUAAAACAAUGGGAUUUUCAUAUUGAUAAAAAAGAACAUACAAGAAGUAUGCAACUUGUUACAACUGCUUCAACAAAUAAUAAUACACAAACAAGCACAAUAAACGUUUUAAAAGAAACUGAAGGUAGUCAUGGCCAUCAAUCAUUUGAUAACAAUUACCAAGAGAAUUUUAUCGGAAACACAGAUGAUACACGAAAUCCAACAACAAUCAAUACACAUUCAACUUCCUACAAGAACAUGGAAAAAUGUACAACACAAAUAUCACCAUCAUCCAAUUCAUCAUCACCUAUUUAUCCACCAUUAAUUGUAGAUAUUACAAUACCAGAGAAACAAAAAGAACCAUUCUUAUCUGAAUCAAUUAUGAUUAAAAAUGAUGAAUGCAUGUUGAACGUUAUUGAGUCAAACUCAUCGAAAUCGAGUCAUUUAUCUACAACGAAUAAGAAAAAAUCUAGUUCUAAGUUAAGAAAACGUCAAGCUAGUCCAGAACAACCAAUAGCAAAACGAUUAAAACGAUCAAGAAAUUAA
This is a messenger RNA of Rotaria sordida, 687 nucleotides long. NCBI's taxonomy places the organism in Eukaryota, Metazoa, Rotifera, Eurotatoria, Philodinida, Philodinidae. The record is from the annotation of a GenBank genome assembly.